Amaranthus tricolor (Joseph's coat) is the source of this 3139-nucleotide messenger RNA. RefSeq lists its product as uncharacterized. Gene Ontology annotation, cellular component: post-mRNA release spliceosomal complex; U2-type catalytic step 2 spliceosome; Prp19 complex. NCBI's taxonomy places the organism in Eukaryota, Viridiplantae, Streptophyta, Magnoliopsida, Caryophyllales, Amaranthaceae. Gene Ontology annotation, biological process: mRNA splicing, via spliceosome; generation of catalytic spliceosome for first transesterification step. The coding region runs from base 176 to 2902 and encodes 908 amino acids. The record is from RefSeq and is a predicted model, not a curated record. The transcript has 5 exons. Gene Ontology annotation, molecular function: protein binding.
AAAGCCACUGCAAAAGCAACUAUCAAAACACAUCUAAAAUCUAAACACAUUACACAUUUCUAAUAUCCAUUCGUAGAACAUGAAAACGAUGGUUUAACAUCAGUCGUCCGGCCGAGAUUUUAGUUGAAGAGUACAGAAAUCUACAAUCAUAGCCGCCUUCCAACACUUCUCCGCCAUGUCCAUACCUUGCGAAUUAUACCCUUCAGAAGAAGAUCUUCUCUACGAAGAAGAAAUUCUCAGAAACCCUUUCAGUCUUCGUCUUUGGUGGCGUUACCUUAUCGCCAGAACUGCAUCUCCCUUCAAAAAAAGAGCAAUCAUCUACGAAAGAGCACUCAAAGCUUUACCUGGUAGCUACAAACUUUGGUAUGCUUAUCUUCGUGAACGUCUUGAACUUGUUCGUAAUCUUCCUAUUACACAUUCUCAAUAUGAAACCCUAAAUAAUACUUUUGAACGUGCUUUAGUUACUAUGCAUAAAAUGCCUAGAAUUUGGAUUAUGUAUUUACAAACCCUAACUCAGCAGAAAUUAGUUACUCGUACUCGUAGAACUUUCGAUCGUGCUCUUUGUGCUUUGCCUGUCACGCAGCAUGAUCGAAUUUGGGAACCCUAUUUGAUUUUUGUUAGUCAAAAGGGGAUUCCUAUUGAGACUUCACUUAGGGUUUAUAGGAGGUAUUUGAAGUAUGAUUCCUCACAUAUUGAGGAUUUUAUUGAGUUUUUGAUUGAUUCUGAGAGGUGGCAGGAAGCUGCUGAGAGAUUAGCUGGGGUUUUGAAUGAUGAUCAGUUUUUUAGUAUUAAACAGAAGACUAAACAUCGUCUUUGGCUUGAGUUGUGUGAUUUAUUGACUAAGCAUGCUACUGAGGUGUCUGGAUUGAAUGUGGAUGCUAUAAUUAGGGGUGGAAUUAGAAAGUUUACAGAUGAGGUGGGUCGGCUGUGGACGUCUUUGGCGGAUUAUUAUAUUAGGAGGAAGUUGCCUGAGAAGGCUAGGGAUGUGUUUGAAGAAGGCAUGAUGACGGUUGUGACCGUUAGAGAUUUUAGUGUUAUUUUUGAUGCAUACUCGCAGUUUGAGGAGAGUAUGUUGGCGUAUAAGAUGGAAAAUAUGGAUUUAAGUGAUGAGGAGGGAGAGAAUGUUGGAGAGGAUGACGAGGAUGAUGAGGAGGAUAUUAGGGGGGAUGUUGAGCUUUCUGCGGGGAAGUUUGAGAAGAGGAUUUUAAAGAAUUUUUGGUUGCAUGAUGAUAAUGAUGUGGAUUUGCGGCUGGCUAGAUUGGAGCAUUUGAUGGACAGACGACCCGAGCUUGCUAAUAGUGUGCUUCUUCGCCAAAAUCCACACAAUGUGGAGCAAUGGCAUCGGAGGGUAAAGCUCUUUGAAGGAAACCCAACUAGGCAGAUAUUGACUUAUACUGAGGCAGUGAGAACUGUGGAUCCAAUGAAGGCAGUAGGAAAACCUCACACAUUGUGGGUAGCUUUUGCUAAGCUUUAUGAAACUCAUAAAGAUCUUGGUAAUGCUAGGGUAAUUUUUGACAAAGCUGUGCAAGUGAAUUAUAAGGCAGUUGAUCAUCUUGCUAGCAUUUGGUGUGAAUGGGCUGAGAUGGAAUUGAGGCACAAGAACUUUAAAGGAGCACUGGAACUGAUGCGACGUGCCACGGCAGAGCCUUCCGUUGAAGUGAAGCGUCGAGUUGCUGCUGAUGGUCACGAGCCUGUUCAGAUGAAAUUGCACAAAUCAUUGAAAUUGUGGACAUUCUAUGUAGAUUUAGAGGAAAGCCUUGGUAAUUUAGAUUCCACCCGUGAUGUGUAUGAGAGAAUAUUGGAUCUAAGAAUUGCAACUCCUCAAAUUAUUAUAAACUAUGCAAUGCUUCUAGAGGAGCAUAAAUACUUUGAAGAUGCUUUUAGGGUUUAUGAAAGAGGUGUGAAGAUCUUUAAAUAUCCUCAUGUGAAGGAUAUAUGGGUAACAUAUUUAUCCAAGUUUGUGAAGAGGUAUGGGAAGACUAAACUGGAACGAGCAAGAGAACUUUUUGAAAAUGCCGUUGAAAAGGCUCCUGGGGACUGUGUAAAGCCUCUGUACCUGCAAUAUGCUAAGUUGGAGGAGGACUAUGGCUUAGCGAAGCGUGCAAUGAAUGUUUAUGACCAAGCUACUAAAGCUGUUCCUGCAAGUGAGAAGCUGAGCAUGUACGAGAUUUAUAUAGCUCGUGCAGCUGAAAUGUUUGGUGUGCCAAAAACCAGGAAUAUAUAUGAGGAAGCAAUUCAAUCUGGUCUUCCUGACAAAGAUGUGAAGACCAUGUGUAUGAAGUAUGCUGAACUUGAGAAGAGCCUUGGGGAGAUUGAUCGUGCUCGUGCAAUUUACUCAUAUGCUUCCCAGUUCUCAGAUCCGAGAACUUAUCCUGAUUUCUGGAAUCAAUGGCAUGAAUUUGAGGUCCAACAUGGAAAUGAAGACACUUUCAGAGAAAUGCUCCGCAUAAAAAGAAGUGUUGCUGCCAGUUACAGCCAGACUCAUUUCAUACUUCCUGAAUAUGCGAUGCAAAAAGAUGAAAAACAAAGCCUUGAUAAGACUGUUGGUGAAGAUGAAAUGGCAGCCCUUGAGAGGAAGUUGGCUCCUGCAGAUAAUGGCGAUUCAGUCAAGGACAAAGCUAGGAUGGUUGGUUUCGUCAGUGCUGGGCAUGAAUCUCAAGGCAAUGAAUCUGCAAGAAAUGUAAAUCAGGAGGAGAUCGAGCUGCCGGAUGAGAGUGACAAUGAGGAAGAUGAGGAAGAUGAAAAGGUUGAAAUUGCUCAAAAGGAUGUGCCAAGUGCUGUUUUUGGCGGCUUGGCUAAAAAGCGGGACGAGCCUGAGAAAUUAGAAGAUGGGGAGGAGGCUAAAACAGCUGAUGCUCAUCUUGGUGCCCUUGAAAGAUUGAAACGAAGAAAGAAAGACUAAUAGACUUUCUUUUAACAUUUGUUAAACUAGUUAUAUUUGUAUCGAACCAACUUUGAUGGUUCAACGUUGUAAGCUCUUCCUUAUCAAUUAGGGAUCUUCUCGUCUUUUUGGUCCGUUAGUAGAUUUUUUUGUAAUUAACAAUUAUACCUAAGUCAAAAUAUGUUUGAACACAAUUUUGGUAUUAUAUUGUAUGGUUUGCUUUGUAGGUGAAAAUGAUUCAAAAAAAAUUGAGUCUUA